AUAAUGGCGACGUCUAGCGUCUUGUGUCGGUUAUGAAAAGAUAAUGUUUUUCGGAGCCGAAUUCCGAUCAUACAAAAGAGAAGGUCCAAUUUUAUAAAACAUACAACUGUUAUUUAACGUGAAAGUACUCGAAAGAAGUCGCGAUAAUGGACCAAGCGCCCGCAGAUACAGAAUUACGGAACAUCAUUGACAAACUGGCACAGUUUGUUGCCCGCAAUGGACCCGAAUUCGAGCAGAUGACCAAAAAUAAGCAGAAGGACAACCCUAAGUUUGGUUUCCUGUUUGGCGGAGAGCACUUCAACUACUAUCAGUACAAAGUGACUACAGAGCAAGCCAUUUUAAAGCAAAAAGGAAUAAAUCCAAUGCAAAAUGCAGACCCACGUUUAAACGUUUCGCAGCAGCAGCAAACAGCCGCUACCGCCACGCAGCCACUGAAUAACGUCAAUCUAACGUCUGGCCUAAAUACUCAGAACAAUGGAUUAAAUCCAGUGGUUGGAAUAGGGCCUGUGGGAAAUUCGGCUGGUACGGUGAUACCAGGAGUACCUGGACAAAUUGGAGGACCAACAAAUACUGGACCACCAAUUGGAUCGGUACCAUCUGGCAUGGGAGGUGUAAACCCACCUAUGGGUGGAGUUACACCAGCUGUUAACAUCGGUGGCCCACCAGCAUGGCUUCAAACAGAACUGGCCAACCUUCAGUCACAACAAACGACUCUGCAGGAACAAGUUAGACAAUCGGAACAAAAUCUUGCUGCGCAACAUGCUGCAUUGAUGGCGCAACAACAAGGCAGAGUAGAGGAUGCUGUCAGACAAGCUCAGGAAACAGCUUUGCAAAAUAAUGCUCAAAGCACAAACACAGAUCUUACCGCAUUUGAUACAGUUCUGCAACCUAUUAUUGAUAGCUGCACAAAAGACAGCAUAAGCGCGGGAAAAGCUUGGAUCCUUCAAAAUUCUGUAACACCACAAAGCAAUCAAGUGGUCGCCGACCAUUUAUUGAAAAAAGUUAUCCAAGGAUCAACGUUUAGUCAUAAGCUUCACAUUAUAUAUUUGGUAAACGAUGUCUUACAUCAUUGUGCUAGAAAAAAAUCUAUGGAUCUUCGGAAGGCAAUGGAAAGUGUUGUUGUUCCCAUGUUCUGUAAUACUUCAUUAGCUGCAUCCGAAGAGCAACUUAAUAAGCUUAAUAAAUUGUUAAGCCUUUGGGAAUCGAAGAAUAAUUACUUUGACGAAGGGAUUAUAGAUAAAUUAAAACAACCGAGCGCAUCUUGGUCCGAAUAUCAAGCUAAUUUGGUAUCGCAACAUGCAAGUGCUAUUACUCCAAUCACAACUUCUACGAAGCAAACAUUCGAUAAUUAUCAAGCGCAACAUCAAGCGUUUGUUACACACGCUUUGAGACAAAUUCAAAAUAUCGAACAACAAAAAAUAGCGAUCGAUCAGCAACUUAAAGCACCGCCUCCGCCACCUCCGCAAAUGAAUCAACAGAACAUGUCAUUACCCCCUAAUCAUACUGGCCCAAGCGGACCGAUGGGUAGUGACGUUAACUUCAGCCAACCUCCACCUGGUUGGGGUGUACCACCAGGAAACGAACCACCGCCAUUCGCGAACGUUCCUUUACCAGAUUUUUCUAAACCUCCACCAGGAUUUGGCCCACCUCCUGUCAUUCACGAACCGUCUGUCGAGGAUCUAAUGCCCAGCAUGCCUUACUUUGAGUUGCCUGCAGGCUUGAUGGUCCCGCUCAUUAAACUGGAAGAUGGAGAAUACAAACCUUUGGAUCCCGAUGCCAUCAGACUUCCACCGCCCGCACCACCAAGCGAUCGAUUGGUUGCAGCCGUAGAAGCAUUUUACGCACCUCCAAAUCACGAUUCACCAAGAGAUAGCGAUGGUUGGGAGAAACUUGGUCUCUACGAAUAUUAUAAGGCAAAGAAUUCUGCGCGUAAACGCAAGGAGGAAGACAUUGUAGCUGGCAUCAGACAAAAGUCCAAGUCUCCGUCACCUAUUUUAAGGCCAAGAUCGAAAAGUCCUAGUCCACCAAAGAAACGUUACAGAAGCAAAUCUCGUAGUAGAUCGAGAUCUAGAUCGAGGGGUAGAAGUAGAUCGCGAUCACCAACAGCGAAUCAUAGACGUAAUAGCCGUAACAGUAAUCAUAAUACCAGAAGUCGUAGAAGAAGGAACAGUAACAAGGAUCGAAGUCCAGAGAGGAGAUUAGACAGACAAGAUCGCAGUCCAACUCCUCCGAGUUUUCUCGGAUCGACGUAUAGCAAAGCUCCGCAAGAAAUAAGCUUGGAUGAAAGUAAUAAGGGGCACCAAUUGCUAAAAAAAAUGGGCUGGGGAGGUGCUGGACUAGGUGCCAACGAACAAGGUAUUGAGGCACCUAUAUCGGGCGGUGAAAUACGAGAUAAAAACGACCAAUACAAGGGUGUCGGCAUCAAUUUGAACGAUCCAUACGAAAAUUUUCGUAAGAGCAAGGGGCAGGCGUUUAUCACUCGAAUGAAAGCAAGAGCGGAAGAGCGUGCCGAAGAAAGGGGUGAACGGGACUGAAUAUAUAUGUGUGCAUAUAUAUAUAUGUGUGUAUAUAUAUAUAUAUAUGACAUUAAACAAAUAUGUAUAUGUACGAGGUGAUAUCAGGACAAAGUGAGAGAUAGGCUUAUUAUCGAGGAUGAGAGAGAAUUUACUCUUGCUCCGAAAACCGAUCGACACAAUUUUUCAGCGAUUUUUGCGACUUUUUGCCUAUGAGGGCUGAAUUUCAAUAUACUUGUCCAUAUAUUAGGUCCUAUUGGUGCACGUGCAACUACUAAUUUACUUUUACGCGUAUCUUUACGAGAUAUUGACAUUAAUAAUCGACAUAUUUUACGUUACAAUAUAUUCUAGCCGAAUAGGAGGAUUUUAUGAUUUAGUUACGAAUGAUAGCUAGAUGUUUUAGAUUAAUUUUAAGAAUUUUAAUUCACCAUAAAUCAAUGUGUGUGUGUGUGCGUGUGUGUGUGCGCGCGCGCGCGCACACGCACAUACACCCACGCACGCCAUACACGCGCGCGCGUGGCGUAUAUAUGUAUAUUUUCAUAAAAAUUGUGUCGAUCUUUUUCGUAGACUAAAUCAUUUCUAUCCGUCUAUCUGUCGGCUGUUACGAAAUAGUUUCAUAUAUCAACGCGGCAAAUGGUUUAUAAUUAUUCAUAAAUUUAUAUGGAAAUGAAAAAAAGCUGGCAAUACAUAUGCGUGCGUAUUGUCUUUUCUUUAUUUCGAAGUUUAAAGGAAUUUGUUAAUAUAUUAUUGUAUUAUCAUUGUACAUUUCUUUAAAAAGAAAUUCAAAUAAUUCAUUCAUUAGCCUAACUUUAGGCGUAAAAAGAAUUAGUAUUUAAAUGUGAACAUUUAAAUGAAAGAGAUCUCUGGAAAGUCACGUAGGAAAAGGUUUUUAUAGCAACAUGCUGAAUGUAUAUGUAAAAACCCCACUCUACAAUUUGCCCUGCCUAAAAGUUAAUUAUCUUGAGCAUUACUCGAGAAAAUUGCGCUCUUAAUGAGCGUGUAUGAGAGAGUACAACUGUCGUGCAGCAAGUACACGAGACAAUUCUGCAUGAAACUCGACGCUAAGUAUAUAUACUUGUAUUUAGUAAGUUAAUAAAUAUUAAUUAUAUUAAAUACACACAUAUAUAUACACAUAUAUAUAUGUGUGUGUGUAUAUGUAUGUAUAUGUGUGGUGUAUAUAUAUAUUUAUAUAUAUAUAUCCAUACAAACACACACACACACGCGCGCGAGAUUUCAAGAGUGAAUAUCGCAUAAUCGAUAACCUCCUUUAGUACUUUGCAUAAAACUUUUAUUUCACUCAUUAAUAAAUACUUAAAAAAAAUCAAAGAGAUUAAGUUUUACAUAAUCGUCUGAAUCGUUUCGCAUCGUUAAACUACGAAUUCUUCUAUCGUCAACUGGACAUCGUUGGAAAUUUAUGUGAUCAGUAAGCGAUCAUAAAUAUCGUAAACUAAUUAUAUUUUAAUCUUUAAUUUUUACUAAAUACAUAAUUACAAUUAAGUGUAUAAACUGUUCAUUUUUUUAUGAAAUUUAAAUAUAUUGCACAAAGCACGUGUAGUAUUUUUAAAUUAAUCUUCAUUAUAAAAGUUUUUUUUACUUUUAUUUAUAAUCUACACAUAAAAAUCGAUCCAACAAUUAUGAUAUUGCGUUUCUAUCUUCCUCUGUGAAUUUUAUUCAACAGGCACCGUGAUGCACCUGCGGGACAGUUCACUUGGUUUUCUUACUACCGCUGGAAUCGCCAUUUUGAGUAAUUUCAUGGCACGUGUCGUAAUUACCCAUCGUUCUCUCGUUUAUUGUAGAAUGGGAGAGGUACGACGUCUGGAUUUUCGUCUUCAAUUUUACUUAUUUACAAUGAGAAAUGGUGUUGGACACAUGACGACGAGUGAUCGAAACAACAAGCACGUGGGGAAGCCAUUGCAAAGCUGACGUAACGCGCAUGCGCGACGAUACAGCUUCCUUGUUGCCGCUUAAUCCGCCAUUCUGAAUCAGUUCGUGGCACGUGUCCCAACCAAGCUUCGUCCUCUCGUUAAUUGCAGGAUGGAAGAGGUACGAUGUUCGGAUUAUCAAUUUUACUUACGUACGAUAAGAAGUGAUAUUCGAUACAGGACGACGAGUGGGCGUAGAUUCUGUAAAUUUGUUCGUCAGCGUUAACAACACAGUGUGGCCCAUGUUCCUAGAAAGAAGCAAGAAUGAUUUGGCUAGAGUUCAACAGAGUAGACGUCUUCCGUUUAAGUUUAUACAUUCAUUCUUCGAUUAAGCAGUGUUCUUUCAGCGAAACUUCUUUUAGUAAUUUGCCGUCAGAGUAUAUUUUUUGUUCGAUUGUACAUUUUUUGGGAAGUGCGUUUUAUAUACAUGGAAUAGUUGAUAAUUCGGAAUUCAUUCAAAUUGAUUAACGUUGAUGUAACAUUAUUUCUUUAAUUUUACAUUAGUGGAUUUUACAUGGAUUCUUUCAACCUUCAUCGUCGUCAUGUGAUUAAUAAUCGACAUCAUCAGGAUAGGGAGGAGUUGUGCACGGUCGUCACCGCGCAGUUGAAUCUUUCUAGACGCAACCCACUUUUUAUCGAGCACUUGUUUAUGGUCGAGAUUUGUCUCGUACCAUUUUCUGUGCAUUUACGCUGGUUGCUCUGCCUUCGUCCAGCAUUAUAAAAUAACCGAGGACAUUCUACUCUCCUCCUUAUUUUUUAGACCUGCUUCAGAUGUCGUUAAUUGAUCUCACGUCGAGGACGAUCGAUGGGAAAAUCUAUGUACGCGAACGCGCUUAAUCUACAUUAUUUUAACGAGUCGUCGUCCGUCUUGGAAUAUCACUGCGAAAUAAAAAUUGUAGACUUUUCGUUGAUAGUACAUGAUAGAACGAAUACUGCUUAAAUCACGGAGUGGAUGUAUCAUUCGACGGGUCGUUUCCUGAUUGCUGUAAUGCGGUUGACAGUUCUUUAGCCAUCGAAAUGUUACAAGCACGUGGGGAAGCCAUUGCAAAGGUGACGUAAUGCGCAAGCGCAGCGGUCCACAGCCUCCUUGCUGCCUCAGAAUCCACCAUUUUGAAUAAUGAUUGGCACGUGUUAUGACCAAGCUUUUUUCUUGCAGGAUGGAAGAGGUACGAUGUUCGGAUUAUCAAUUUUACUUACGUACGAUAAGAAGUGAUAUUCGAUACAGGACGACGAGUGGGCGUAGAUUCUGUAAAUUUGUUCGUCAGCGUUAACAACACAGUGUGGCCCAUGUUCCUAGAAAGAAGCAAGAUUGAUUUGGCUAGAGUUCAACAAAGUAGACGUCUUCCGUUUAAGUUUAUACAUUCAUUCUUCGAUUAAGCAGUGUUCUUUCAGCGAAACUUCUUUUAGUAAUUUGCCGUCAGAGUAUAUUUUUUGUUCGAUUGUACAUUUUUUGGGAAGUGCGUUUUAUAUACGUGGAAUAGUUGAUAAUUCGGAAUUCAUUCAAAUUGAUUAACGUUGAUGUAACAUUAUUUCUUUAAUUUUACAUUAGUGAAUUUUAUAUGGAUUCUUUCAACCUUCAUCGUCGUCAUGUGAUUAAUAAUCGACAUCAUCAGGAUAGGGAGGAGUUGUGCACGGUCGUCACCGCGCAGUUGAAUCUUUCUAGACGCAACCCACUUUUUAUCGAGCACUUGUUUAUGGUCGAGAUUUGUCUCGUACCAUUUUCUGUGCAUUUACGCUGGUUGCUCUGCCUUCGUCCAGCAUUAUAAAAUAACCGAGGACAUUCUACUCUCCUCCUUAUUUUUUAGACCUGCUUCAGAUGUCGUUAAUUGAUCUCACGUCGAGGACGAUCGAUGGGAAAAUCUAUGUACGCGAACGCGCUUAAUCUACAUUAUUUUAACGAGUCGUCGUCCGUCUUGGAAUAUCACUGCGAAAUAAAAAUUGUAGACUUUUCGUUGAUAGUACAUGACAGAACGAAUACUGCUUAAAUCACGGAGUGGAUGUAUCAUUCGACGGAUCGUUUCCUGAUUGCUGUAAUGCGGUUGACAGUUCUUUAGCCCACGUGGGGAAGCCAUUGCAAAGGUGACGUAAUGCGCAAGCGCGGCGGUCCACAGCUCCCUUGCUGCCUUAGAAUCCACCAUUUUGAAUAAUUAUUGGCACGUGUUACGACCAAGCUUUUUUCUCACGUUGAUUGCAGAAUGGAAGAGGUAUGACGUCCAGAUUUUCGUCAUCAAUUUUACUUAUUUACAAUAAUAAAUGGUGUUCGACACACAACGACUGGAUGUAGACGUGAUUUCUUUCGUUAUUGUUGACAUUACAUCGUGGCUAGUUUUCUUAAAAAUAAGCAAGAUGAAUUUAGUUACAUUCGAACAGAAUUGACAUCUUGACAGUACGAACGCUACUUAAAUCGUGGAAGGAAGCGUUCCUUGAUCUAACAACCAGCUAAGGAAUCAUUAUUUUCGAUGAUAGAAAGAAAGAAGUAUGAAGUUCAAAAUUUUCGUCAUCAGUUUUACUUAUCUAUGAUAAGCAAUGGUAUUGGACACAGGACGACAACUGAUAAGCAAUAGUUGACAUAUAUUAUUAUUUAUUUUCACGUUACCCUUUACGAUAACGUUUAGCUAAUUCUACAUUUAUUUUUUCAGGGUAUAGGCAUUGCGAUUUCGUCCGUUAUUGUUAACAAUGCAUCGUGGCCCGUGUUCCUUGAAAUAAGCAUGGUGAAUUUAGUUACAGUCGAACAGAAUUGACAUCUGUUUACACAUUCAUUCUUCGAUUAAACAGUGUUCUAUUAACGAUACUUUUACAUCGGAGUAUAUUUUUCUUCCGAUUACAUUUUUCAUUUAAUAUACAUCGAGUAGCUGAUAAUUCAAAGUUUAUUCAAGUUGGAUAACGUUAUCGUAACUUCAUUUCUUUAAUCGAUGAAAAAAUCUAUGUAAGCGAACGCGUCUUAAAUAACACUAUUUCAACGAAUCAUAUGGUCUCUCUUGAAAUAUCGCUGCGAAAUAGAAACGAUAGGCUUUUCGUCGAUAGUAUACGACAGAACGAACACUGCUUAAAUCGAAAUAUAUGUGUUAAUUGGGUCGUGGAUUCCCGGAUAGCAGUUCCUAAGUAUCACGCUCGUUAGAGCAAGAUGGUUCUUUAUUCUCUUGUCUGAUGAGGAAUACUUAACAUUUUGAUAUUUUUAUUAUAACACUAUUUUUAUUAACUUUGUUAAUUUUUUUUUUUUCUUUUAGGAAGCCUAUGUUGUAAUUUCGUUCUACUGUUUGGAUACGGAUAAAAGAACAAUUCAACGCUCUAGUUGGAAAUGGUCUUUGUAAAAUUGCGACUCACGGAAAGCCUCCUUCCUCUAGGAUCUAUCAUGAAUAUGAAGAUGAGAGAGGAAAGGAAAGGAGCCAGGAAGAUGCGAUGGAAGCAAUAACGAAGGAUGGAAUCUUGAAGAAUCUUCCAUUGGGUUAAAAUCAGCACGAAAACAACGCUUCCUUCAUUUUACCGAACCGAAAGAAGACUCGCCUCUCCUUCGUGCGUAUUGCUUCUUUAAAUCUGCUUAAGCUCCAACGUUCUACGUAAUUCUCGGCGAUUUUGCGCACCCCUAAGCGUUUCUGCGUGACACCCUGAGCAUUUCUGCGACACCUGGAGCGUUUCUGCGACACCCUGAGCGUUUCUGCGACACCCUGAGCGUUUCUGCGACACCCUGAGCGUUUCUGCGACACCCCGAGCGUUUCUGCGACACCCCGAGCGUUUCUGCGACACCCCGAGCGUUUCUGCGACACCCCGAGCGUUUCUGCGACACCCCGAGCGUUUCUGCGACACCCCGAGCGUUUCUGGGACACUACCUUGAGCGUACCUUGGAUACCCUAAGCGAUCUUGCAUGAUACCCUGAGCGUUUCUGCGACACCCUCAGCGUACCUGCGCAAUCCCUAACGUCGUAUUCUGUUCAAUUCUCAGCGUUUUGCGUAACCACCAGCAUUUCAAACGAUUCCCCUGCUUUAGUCUUGCGCAUAAUUACGAUGUUUUACGAAAAAUUACAAGAUAGAAACAAAUUUGUUAGAAUCAUUGUUAUAAUAUUGUUGGAGUUUAUAGAGCGUUGAAAAAAUGAAACUUCAAUUGGAAGGUAGUACAUCAGUUGAUUUUUUCUUUCCGGAAUGUUAACAUAAAAUUGUUUUAUACUUCACAAGAUAUUACGUGCGGUGCAACGUUUAAGCGGUUGUAUUAUUGUUUAAAUCUUAUUUUAUAUCGACCAAUCGUAUAUUAUAGAUUCUUUAAAUAAUUGUAAAGUGAUAGAAAGCAUACAUAAACUUGGGUGCGUUAAGAAAACUAUUAUUUAAGUAUAAUUUUAUAUCGAACAAACUUAUAUUGUAAACCGUUUAAAUAAUUGUAUAGUGAUAAGAAGCGUAUAUAAACAAUGGUGCGUUGAGAAAAAUAUUUAAAUAUAAUUUUAACUCGAGUAAACGUAUAGUAUAGAAUGUUCAAAUAAUUAGUUAAACUAAUAGAAAGUAUACAUAAAUUCUGAUGCGUUGAGAGAAUUAUCGUUUAAUUAUAAUUUUAUACCGAACAAACGUAUAUUGUAAAAUUGUUUAAAUAAUUGUAAAGUGAUAGAAAGCAUACAUAAAUUUGAUGCGUUAAGAGAA
Vespula vulgaris is the source of this 9057-nucleotide messenger RNA. RefSeq names its product calcium homeostasis endoplasmic reticulum protein (gene scaf6). Bases 147 to 2534 code for a protein of 795 amino acids. Gene Ontology annotation, cellular component: perinuclear region of cytoplasm. The record is from RefSeq and is a predicted model, not a curated record. Gene Ontology annotation, molecular function: RNA binding. Lineage: Eukaryota; Metazoa; Arthropoda; Insecta; Hymenoptera; Vespidae. The transcript is spliced from 19 exons. Gene Ontology annotation, biological process: intracellular calcium ion homeostasis; RNA processing.